AUGUUCGGAACACCUCAGCGCAUUUGCCGCGGACGUAACUCCAGGCGGCGACGACCGUUUUGCUAUACUGUUGUGCCCGACCGAUGUCCGCCCAUCCUGCGACACCUUCGGCGUGCCCUAGAGACACAAACGGACGAAAAGGUGACGGACAAUCAAAUAGAAGAGCGGGCUCGGGUAAGUACCGGGAUUGGGGCGCUCGACGACGUGCUGCACGGUGGCUUGACCGCCGACAGGCUCUACCUGAUCGAGGGAAGCCCCGGUUCCGGGAAGACCACGCUAGGGAUGCAAUUCCUGCUGGCGGGCCGCGACGCCGGCGAGAAGGGGAUCUACGUCACGCGCUCAGAGUCGGUGGGAGAACUGCGUGACAUCGCCCGCUCGCACGGUUGGUGUCUCGACGGGAUCGAGAUCCACGAACUUGUCAGGCCGGACGAGGACGUUGACCGGGUUCAGUACACCAUGUUCGAACCCGCCGAGGUCGAACUGGGCGCGACCGUAGGCGACGUCCACAAGCAGAUCGAUUCAAUUAAGCCCGACCGCAUCGUCUUCGAUUCGCUGUCGGAGAUGCGUCUACUCUCGCAGGGAGCGCUCCGGUACCGGCGCGAAAUCCUGGCAUUAAAACAGUUUCUGGCGGGGCGCCACUGCACGUCGCUGUUGCUGGACGACAAGUCCGAUGGCGACGAUCAGGAGCUACAAAGCCUCGUCCACGGAGUCAUCCGGCUCGAGCAACGGUUGACCGACUACGGAGGCGAGCGCCGUUUUCUCCGCGUGACGAAGUUUCGAGGGUCGGACUUUAUCGGGGGCGCCCACGACCUCCAACUGGUUCGUGGCGGGAUACGGGUCUACCCGCGCGGGGUGGACGGCCCCGCUGCCGAGGUCGACGGCCAAUCGGUGAGCAGCGGACUGCCGGCGCUGGACUCGCUCCUGGGAGGCGGGCUUGCCAAGGGCUCCAGCACCCUGCUCCUAGGGCCGGCGGGCAUCGGCAAAUCGACCACCGGGGUCCAAUUCGCCGUUGAGGCGGCGAAGCGUGGGGAGCGCGCUGUGCUGUUUGAGUUCGAAGAAAGCUCCCACGCGCUGUUCUUAAGAUCAAAGGGGUUGGGCCUACCGCUGCGGCGGUACGUUGACGAAGGAUUGAUCGAGGUCCGCCACCUGAAAGCGGGUGAGAUCACCCCAAAUGAGUUUUCGAUGAUCGUCCGCUCAGCGGCGGAGCCCGAUCAGAAGAGCCGGCCGACCUCCGUGGUGUUGAUCGAUAGCCUUAACGGCUAUCUCAACUCGAUGCCCCACGAGAAACACCUGAUGAUCCAACUUAACGACAUGCUGAACUACCUCGCCAAGCGGGGCGUCGUGACGUUCCUGGUCGUCGCGCAGCACGGCAUGCUGGGACGGGGCAUGGCCACGCCUGUCGACACGAGCUACCUGGCCGAUGCGGUGAUCCUCUUUCGCUACUUCGAGGCCGAUGGCGAGAUCCACCGUGCGAUCUCGGUCGUAAAGAACCGAACCGCCAAUCACGAGCGCACGAUCCGCGAAUUCAGCAUGGGCGAGCAGGGCUUGGUCAUCGGCCAACCCCUAACCAACUUUCGCGGGGUGCUUUCGGGAACGCCGGAGUUCGUCGGAUCUCAGGACGCGCUCAUGCCGGACCGGGAGGUCGCAGUCCUCGCGCCCACGGCCUCGGACUCGCGGAUCUGCGAUGAAAUCCUGCAGAAUGCUGAGAUCGGUGUGGCCUUCUGCCGAGACAUUGGCGAACUGUGCCAAGCGAUUGAAGCGGGAGUUGGAGUCGGCGUGGCGCCGGAGGCAUGGCUGAACGCGGCCGGCUUCAAGCGGAUUCAGCGCACGCUGGCGAAUCAGCCGGAUUGGUCGGAGUUCCCGCUCCUGGUGCUACUGGGCAAGGCCGCGUUGUCAUCACAGCGGGUUGAGCAGCUGCUGUCGCUGGGAAAUGUGACGCUGGUCCCUUGCCCGAUCCGGAUCGCGGUCUUCGUGAGCACGGUGCGGGCGCGGCUGCGUGACCGCCAGCGCCAGUGCGCCGUGAGGGACUUGAUCGAUGAACGUCGCCGAGCCGCCGAGGGGGCCGCAAUCGAUUCCCGACGGCUGCAAAUGGCGUUGCAGGCCGGACAGAUGGGCGUUUGGGAGUGGAGCGAGCGAGAACUCUAUUGGUCGCCGCGAUUCUACGAGCUGUUUGGCUUCGAUAGCGAGUUGGCGCCCGAACCCGAACGGUGUUUCGAACGCGUGCACGACGACGACCGCGACGAGCUAGUCGAUCGUUGGGAGCGAUCCUUGGCCGACGGAGUCGACCUAGAGAUGGAGUUUCGCAUCCUCCACCCGCGGCUCGGCCAGCGCUGGUUGUCGGCGAUCGGGGAACCGGUCCGGGGGAAGUCCGGGCGAACGAUCCGCCACUCGGGCGUAAUCUGGGACGUGACCCCACGCCACGACGCGGAGGCUUCCUUGAGAGAGGCCCGUGAGCAAGCCGAACUCGCGAACCGGUCCAAGAGUGAGUUCCUCGCCAACAUGAGUCACGAGAUCCGUACGCCGAUGACGGCGAUCCUUGGGUAUGUGGACCUGAUUGGCGAGAGUGCGACGAAUGGCGAAGCCCGGCAGCACGUCGCGACCGUCCGCCGAAACGGAUUGUACCUCCUGGAAAUCAUCAACGACAUCCUGGACCUGUCGAAGAUCGAAGCCGACAAAAUCGAGCUAUUCGCCGAGCCGUUCUCUCCUAUCAGCGUCGUUGAGGACGUGCGGAGCGUUAUGGGCGUUCGCGCUGCCGAAAGCGGCAUCAAGUUUGAGCUAGACUACAGCGACGUACCGGAAGUGAUUGUGUCCGACCCUAAGCGAUUGAAGCAAAUCCUAAUCAACCUCGUUGGUAACGCGAUUAAGUUCACCGACCGCGGCGUAGUGACGCUCUCCGUACGGUACGACAAAUCAACCAAUCGUAUUGAGUUCCAGGUCGCCGAUACGGGGAUUGGCAUGACCAAGCGGCAGAUCCAUCAGCUGUUCAAGCCGUUCACGCAGGUCGACUCGUCGGUCUCACGACGGUUCGAGGGCACGGGCCUAGGUCUGGCGAUUUCGCAGCGUUUGGCCGGAUUGAUGGGGGGCGAUAUCGCCGUGCGUAGCGAACCGGGGGUCGGCAGUUGCUUCACCGCCACGAUCGACUGCGGCGACAUCGCUGGGGCUCGUCUCAUCCCGUUGGAUCGGUCGAGCGAGUACGAGCCGCAACCGCUCGCGUCUGAAGGGGCGCCACUCGCCUGCAGCGUGUUGAUCGUCGACGAUCGUCGAGAGAUUCGGUAUCUCGCCACCCGGCUCUUGGGAAAAGCCGGCGCCAGUAUCACCGAAGCCGAAGACGGGCAGCAAGCCGUCGAGAUGGUUCAAGAAAUGCUGCGGAACGACCGCAUCGUCGAUAUCAUUCUGCUUGACAUGCAGAUGCCAAGGCUGGACGGUUAUCGAACCGCGGAUCAACUACGGCGUCUCGGUUACAAAGGACCGAUCGUUGCGCUCACCGCAGACGCCAUGCAAGGCGACAUGAGCCGCUGCAUCAAAGCCGGGUGUGACGACUACUUGAGCAAGCCGAUCGACAACGGCCUCUUACUUGCGAAAGUCCGGCGCCUCGUCUUGUCAUAG
Symbiodinium pilosum is the source of this 3606-nucleotide messenger RNA. Lineage: Eukaryota; Dinophyceae; Suessiales; Symbiodiniaceae. The record is from the annotation of a GenBank genome assembly.